Spirodela intermedia is the source of this 2448-nucleotide messenger RNA. The record is from the annotation of a GenBank genome assembly. Lineage: Eukaryota; Viridiplantae; Streptophyta; Magnoliopsida; Alismatales; Araceae.
AUGAGGUCGUCCCCUCGGGAGCUGCUCCCGGCGAGCGAGAGGACGCCGCGGGUGCCUCUGGCCACCCUCAUCGGGCGGGAGCUCAGGCGAAGCAGUGAGAACGCCGGCGAGCCCCGCGUGAGGUACGGCCAAGCCGGCCUCGCGAAGAGAGGGGAGGACUAUUUCCUCAUCAAGCGUCGCUGUCAGCGUGCUCUCGGCGGAUCGUUCUCCUCCACCUUCUCCGUCUUCGCCGUAAUCCCCCCGAAUCGUCCUCCGGUUUCUAUUUUCCUCUAUUUUUCCUUCUCGCUCGUGCCGAUUAUUCACGCCGGCGGACGAUGCCCUUCUCUACCAGGUUUUCGACGGCCACAACGGAGCAGCCGCCGCUGUGUUCACGAGGGAGCACCUUCUGGAUCACGUCCUACGGGCAAUCCCUCAAGGGUUAACCAGGGAGGAGUGGCUGCGGGCGCUUCCUCAGGCGCUCGUCGCUGGCUUCGUCAAGACCGACAUAGAAUUCCAGAGCAAAGGUUCGUCUGCCUUCCGAGCCCGUCUUCUUCUUCCUCUUCCAUGGGUUUCGUCCCUCCGGAUGCAGUGGAUGGAUUCUUGGCAGGGGAGACUUCGGGCACAACAGUCACGCUUGCGGUGGUCGACGGGCUGACGGUGACGGUGGCCUCGGUGGGGGACUCUCGCUGUAUCCUGGAUUCCCAGGGAGGAGUAGUCUCUGAGUUGACUGUCGACCAUAGGCUAGAGGAAAACCUAGAGGAAAGGGAGCGGGUUACUGCAUGCGGGGGGGAAGUAGGGAGGCUGAACAUCUGCGGCAGGCGAGAGGUAUGUCCCGAACAGAAAACUCGCCUGAUUAAUCGCGAACAGGGGUGAGGGUGAGAUGAGAGCUUCCUGAACCUCUCUCUCUCUCCCUCUCGCUGUUCCUCAGGUCGGCCCACUUCGAUGCUGGCCCGGCGGGUUGUGCCUCUCGAGGUCGAUUGGGGACUCAGACGUCGGAGAGUUCAUCGUCCCGAUUCCUCAUGUCAAGCAAGUGAGAGUAAGUGUUCCUGAAAAACCCAAGCCUCCAAAGAUCACACAUGUAUAUUCUCUGAGACUCACUCCUGUUCCUCUGUUCAGCUGCCAGCCUCCGGUGGCAGGUUGAUCAUUGCCUCCGACGGCAUAUGGGACGCUCUGUCAUCUGAGGCGGCCGCGAAAUCUUGUCGAGGGCUCUCCGCGGAGCUCGCCGCGAAGCUGGUUGUCAAGGUGGAGUGAUCGAAGCUGCCCUCAUUCCAAUUCUUUCCUUCCACUGAUCCGGGCAAAAACAGCCGUCUUUAUCUUGCUCAAUGCCUGCUUCUUGUCCAAUCCAGGAGGCAUUGAGGACGACGGGCUUGAAAGAUGAUACGACCUGCUUGGUCGUGGACAUUGCACUGUACAAUCACGUCGCCUUGCCGCCGACGCCACAGGAUUCACCGAGUAACUUGAGAUCUCUCAUCUUCUGGAGAAGGCCUCGGGGUUCCAAGAACAUGCUCUCUGAGAAGCCAUCUUCCGCUGGUGCCGUGGAGGAGCUGUUCGAAGAGAGUUCAGCCAGGCUCGCAGAGAGGUAAUCCAACGCCUGUUUUCUCACCUCCCACAAUGCUUUUUGUUCCCCAAUCUACCGCUGUUUCUUCCGUCAUGCUCCGAGAUUAGCUGUCUGGUUUCUUCCUCUUUCUUCCUGUUCACUCCCUGAGCAUCUCUGGAACAGCAUCAGAUAAUCAAAAGGGUGUUCGUCUUCUUCUUCUUCUUCGUUUCCUGCUGAUGGGUUGGAUCUAUGAUAUAUAAUUGGGGGAAAAGAAUGCUCACAUUUAAGAAUCUGCGCGAGUGGGUGGGAUGGAUCCAUUAUACUAUCUCAUGUAGAUCUGUACUUGUUUUUUGUCAACUGUCAGCCUUGUCUAUGUACUCUGACAGUCACUAACAUGGGCUUCCUAUAGCAUGCUGACGGUAUGUACAAUGUUAUGUGCAUCUGUGGAUGGUCAACGGCCUCAUUUCAUGGCUCCUUAAAGGGGGGAAGUCCCGGGGCCUAGAAGGUCAACCAUUCAGGAGAACAGCUUAAUUGGGAACCUGAGCAUCAAUAAUUAUGGAAGAGUUAACAUGGCGGUCUUCUUCUCGUAGAUAACCUUCGCCUUCUUCUCUGUGGAUCUCAGGUUGAAGGCUUCUUCUUGCUUCCCCGCCGAUGUGAACUCGGGACCCUGCCAAUGUGCAGUGUGCCAGGCGGAUCUAGAGCGAGCGGAAGAUCUACUCCCCGCCGCCGCCGGUCAACGCGAGGUGGGCCUGUGCCUCUGCCCAGUAUGCCAAAAGAAGAAGGACGCCAUGGAAGGCAAAACGCCGAAAAAACCGAUUGGCGGCGCCGGCACCGGCGACGACGACGACGACGACCACGAUGACGACGAGGAUCCGGCGAUUUCGGCCGUGCGGGAGGAGCUCCGCCACUUGUACGAAGCUGAAGGUGAGUAA